Molecule: messenger RNA, 876 nt
Organism: Recurvomyces mirabilis
Lineage: Eukaryota; Fungi; Ascomycota; Dothideomycetes; Mycosphaerellales; Teratosphaeriaceae
Exons: 2
Coding region: 1-876 (291 amino acids)
Molecular function (GO): oxidoreductase activity
Source: RefSeq, a predicted model, not a curated record
AUGGUAACACAUUCGCGAGUAGCCGCUGUUACAGGUGCCAAUAAGGGCAUAGGUCUUGCAAUUGUCCGCAAUCUUGCAUUGCAGUAUCCCAAGUCCUCUCUUCAUUCUGGCGGCUUCCUCAUCUAUCUUACAGCACGCUCGGCUGAAAGAGGUGCCGAAGCAGUCAAUACUCUCAAUAAUGACCCACAACUGAAGCAGGCAAAAGUGCUUGCGCAGGAUGGUGGCGAUACCACGAUCACAUUCAAGGAACUCGAUAUCAGCAAGACUAAAAGCAUAAAAGAUUUUAGCAAAUUCCUGAAACAAGAACAUCCUGAUGGUCUAGAUAUCGUUAUCAACAACGCUGGUAUUGCAUUGCAAGGCUUCAGCAGUGACCUUGUGAAGGAGACUGUCGAGACGAAUUACUAUGGCACGCUAGAAGCAACUCAGGAUCUACUGCCGAUGCUUAAAUCCGGCGGGCGGCUCGUCAAUGUCAGCAGUAUGGCUGGGAGCCUCAAGAAGUACUCGGAUGAAGUCCGCGAUGCUUUCCUCCAAGCAUCCAAGACCGAUGUGCCCGCCGUGACAGCCAUCAUGGAGAGAUUCAAGUCUGCGGUAGCAGAAGGCAAGGAGAAAGAAGCUGGGUUUCCCAGUGCGGGCUAUGCUGUUAGCAAAGCUGGCGAGACAGCUUUUACCAAAGUCCUCGCCAUGGAGGAGUCGAAGCGUGGUCGUAACAUUCUGAUCAAUGCGUGCUGUCCUGGCUAUGUCAAGACAGAUAUGACUAGAGGUGGAGGAGCUAAGACCCCAGACGAGGGAGCUCGGACGCCGGUCAUGUUGGCAUUAGACGAUAUCGGUGGAAGGACUGGUGGAUUCUGGCAGAGUGAGAAGGAGAUAGAGUGGUAG